Messenger RNA from Papaver somniferum (opium poppy), 404 nucleotides. RefSeq lists its product as uncharacterized. The record is from RefSeq and is a predicted model, not a curated record. The transcript has 2 exons. The coding region runs from base 22 to 378 and encodes 118 amino acids. Lineage: Eukaryota; Viridiplantae; Streptophyta; Magnoliopsida; Ranunculales; Papaveraceae.
UUCAGCCUUGAAUGUAUUCUCAUGAUAGGAAUGUGGGUGCGCCAAAGUGACAACUUCCCUUUGACUGUGCGUUUGUUUAGAAACAUGCCUGAAGAAAAGAUAGCAAGAGUAUCUAAACUUGUCAGGGAUUACUAUAUCUUAGUACCUGAUGAUGAAAACGCUGAAGAGGCUAUUAGAACACAAAUGAGGUUGGCUUAUGUUAGAUAUCGAUCUGAGUUGGCGGCGUACUACAGAACGUUUGAUAGUCAUGAGGAAGCUUUGCGACAUCCAUCCCCAAGAAUCCGCAAUGUUGAUGAUUGGGCUUAUAUGUGUGACUUCUUUAACACUAAUGUAAAGUUUAAGGUAUAUAAAAUUUUCUGGUCUUACCCUUUGCAAUGAAUUGACAUUUUAGAUAAUUAUAUUUU